AGUUUUCUCUGCCUUCUCUGAGUGGCUAAUGGUAAAAAUCUGAGGAAGUGACUCCAAAAAUACGACUCGGAUCUCACAGGAACCUUUUCAGCUUCUCUCAUCACCUACUACAUCUUCCAGAAUGGGUAUAGUCAUCCACUCCAGCCCUCUCCUAUGGACACGGUUGGCAGCCAUGGUCUUCGCCUGUGUGGCCUUCUCCGUGGCCAUACAUGGGGCCAGAGUCAACCAUGGCACCGGAAACUGGUGCAUCUUCUGCUGGGUCUUCAGUUUCGCCGGGUCUCUUCUCGUCAUCCUGGUGGAGCUGUUCGGCCUUCAGGCCAGAGCCCCGGUUUCCUGGAAGAACUUCCCUAUCACCUUUGCCUGCUACGCCGCCCUGCUCUGCUUGUCUGCCUCCAUCAUCUUCCCCCUCUACUACCUCAGGGGCUCCUCAGCUUCUGGCCCAAAUGAAAUCCGCGACUACCGCAUUGUGACAACCGUCUUCUCCUGCCUGGCCACCAUCACCUACAUGAGCGAGGUGAGCAUCAGCAAGGCGCGUCCAGGGGAGGUGGCCGGCUACAUGGCCACAGCCCCUGGCCUGCUAAAAGUCUGCGAGACCUUUGUGGCCUGCAUCAUCUUUGUCUUCAUCAGCGACCCUGUGGCGUACGACCGUCACGAUGCACUGAAGUACUGCAUGUCCGUUUACUGCAUCUGCUUCAUCCUGUCGGCGGCCAUCAUCCUGCUGUGCAUAGGCGAGUGCACCGGCUUCCUCCCCUUCCCGUUUGCCCGCUUCCUGUCUCUGUACGCCCUGCUGGCCGUGGUCCUCUAUCUGUCAGCAACCAUUAUCUGGCCCAUCUUCAACUUUGACCCCAAGCAUGGUGGAACAAAAGAAAGGCCCAACAAUUGCAGCAGUGCGAUGGGACUGUGUAUGUGGGAUAAGGCCAUGGUGGUAGCUGUGCUCACUGCUGUCAACUUCAUCCUCUACUUGUCCGACUUAAUCUACUCUACCCGCCUGGUGUUUGUCAGCGCUUGAGGGAAGAGAAAGUGUGUUAGGUGUUAGCAGUAUGCUCCAAAUAAAAUUGAAUUUGGCAUGUUCUCAAAGGCCGUCGAACUGCUGUCAGAUACAAUGCUGCGAGCAAAUGUGAGUGUACUCACUCCAUACUUGCUGGAGGAAGUUGUGGGUCAUGAUGGGAGCUGACUGAGUUAUACCACAACUGGUAUAGUUUAUUGUAGUAUUGUAAUCUAGUGUGACUCCAUUUGUUGUUUGAAAUUUGCCCUGAUAACUAAAGGAUUUGAUUUCACUAUAGUUCUACCAGAACAAAAUAGUAAAAGUGGCCCAAAGUACUUGUGUAAUGGUUGACCCAGGAUGUACUGGAGAAAAUAUUAUGGGGGCAGCGAACAUGGUUUUUAAAAGAGAUUGACAAGUUCAGCUGGCCGACCUGGGUAAUCAAACCAAAAUCUUGGGUUUUUUUUGGCCCCAAGCAGUUUUGCCUCGGCAAACCUGCCAAAUUUGAUUUUGUGUAAAGUAUACUGCCAGUCUGAGGACAAUAGAGAGAAAAGAGGGAGAGGCUGAGGUCAAUGGCUAUGUUUACACGUACAACGAAAUAAAUAACUGAGGCUUUCUGUUCAUGUGUUGGAGCAUGUAAGUGUCAAACCUUGCUUCCAUGACCUGGAUGACUCUUAUAUUGAUUAUGAGAGGCCUGAUGUGAUUGCUGGAACAUGCUGAUAUUACCCGACCAAGCUUUUUAUACAUUUUAAUUGCAGAUCACUGCCCACUGUAAAACUCAAAAUACAAUAUUAGUUCAUGUAUACACAGAGAUGUCUGUGAUCUGGAUAUGACCAAGCUAUUUACAGAAUCUCAACAAGGAUACAAGCUAACACCUAAAAUACUAUGUGCAUGUAAACAUAGUCUGUAAUGACAAAGGAAGAAAAAACAAGGAAAAUGGUGGCUUAUUAUUGUGUUUUUGUUAAAUUUGUUUUGCAUGAUGUAUAUGUCAGUGCUCUGCCUUGAGUUUGUUUUCAAUUUGAUGUCAGUUAUAAAAAGACCGCCGAGCAGUAUUUCUGUUUUAAACAGUUAAAGGAUGAAAUGUAAUAAAAUAAUGAAUAUUACCUGUAAGGAGCCAUGAUUAAGAUUAAGAUGAUUUCAUUAAAUGAAUUGACUAUUGUUUUCCCAAUAGAAUGCAGAGCAGCUGAUAAGGAUCUGAUGUUUUAAGACUUGAAGUAGUGCAAAAUAGCUUACAUGACUGCUAGGCUAGCUUUUUGUUCCUGUUAUGAUAUAUGUGUAUUUGUAUCUGCAAGCUACAAUCAAUGGCAAGAAUAUAUAUGUGGAAAGAACAUAUACAAGAUUGUGGAUUUAAAAAAGAAGACAAAUAUGUUUAAAGUGCACUUAAAUAUUAGUAUUUUUACGUGUGUUUAAAUGAAUGGUGUCUCCAAAUAUCAAAACAUCUGUUAACACCAAACUCACUCCACAUUUACUGUUUUAUGAUUGGGUCCAUUUGAACUGCUGUAAUUAACACACAGAGAAAAAGACUAAAAUAGAUGCUUCUCUCUCUCUCUCUCUCUCUCUCUCUCUCUCUCUAUAUAUAUAUAUAUAUAUAUAUAUAUGUUGUUAGUAUUAUAUUCCUCAAAUGUUUUUUUAUAUCCCACUGUUUGUAUUUCAAGUGUGCAUACCACAUCAGUGAUGUAAGAAAACAUAAUCCAGUGUUUCAAUAAAACCACAUGGUAAACAGAG
Molecule: messenger RNA, 2707 nt
Organism: Micropterus salmoides (largemouth bass)
Lineage: Eukaryota; Metazoa; Chordata; Actinopteri; Centrarchiformes; Centrarchidae
Product: myeloid-associated differentiation marker homolog
Exons: 1
Coding region: 122-1009 (295 amino acids)
Cellular component (GO): membrane
Source: RefSeq, a predicted model, not a curated record